Messenger RNA from Daktulosphaira vitifoliae (grape phylloxera), 1512 nucleotides. RefSeq lists its product as uncharacterized. The record is from RefSeq and is a predicted model, not a curated record. The transcript is spliced from 4 exons. NCBI's taxonomy places the organism in Eukaryota, Metazoa, Arthropoda, Insecta, Hemiptera, Phylloxeridae. The coding region runs from base 814 to 1512 and encodes 232 amino acids.
AGGGGGGGACACUUAAUACUAAUGCCACUAAGGCGAUGAUAUAAACAAAUAAUAAAUUAUACAAGUGAGUCUUAGAAAGAUAAAUGAACAAGCAUUAUACUUAUCUGCUAAAUGAAACGGCUGAUGAUAAUGUUGAAUAUUGAAAGGAUCAAUUGAAGUCGAAUGCAAGUAGCUGACCAAAGUGUACAAUUAGCUGUCAACGGUAUCGUGAUGUAUCUCAGAAAAUAUAUAGACCCAACGGCGAUGAACUGAGCGCACGGGGUACGACAAUCGCAAAGGUGAUAUUUUCUUUUUACAUUAAAAACGAAUAGAAAAAAAACUGGCUCGCAAACGCCAUAGAGCUUAUAGCAGAAGAAGCGUUAAGAUGGCGGCGACAAUGGUGACAUAGAGAGAAAACCGACAACAACUCGAUGUAGCACAACGAUAACAUGAUUAAUCAAAAACGCAUUUCCUUGACAGCACAUUCGAUCGAUGUGUAUCCAACAAUAAUAAUGAAUAGAAAACACAGUUUCUUAUCUAUUUAUUAAACUAUCGUAGUUUUUAGGAAAUCAAAAAUGUAUUUAAUUAGAUAAAAUUUUGAAAAUGAAUAUUUUCAAUGUUAAAGAAUAAUAAAAAAAUUGUUCAAAUCAAUUUUCGAGAAUUACCCGGAAUAUUAAUUAAUAACCAAAAAGAUUGUCAUAUUAUAAUUGUAGCAGUAUUUCUGGUUUGAAUAACAUUUCCAUGGCAACCAUUUAUAUAUUUAUAAAUAAUGAUGAUUUUCACAUAAAAAUCAUUUUCGAUCUAAUUAAGUAAAUCAAUAAUUUUUGAUAAAAAAUGGUUAAUAUUAUUACACGAAUAAUAAGAAUUGCCAAGAAGAAACUUGGGUUAAGGAAAAAACGCAAUGUCACCUCAGUAGAUUAUGGAACACAAACAAACAAAUUGACAGAUGAUAUAAACGGUCAAAUAAAAUCUGUUCCAGAAGCACAUAUUUUGGAGUCGCAGAAUAAGGAAGUUCAAGACAUUGCAGUUCAGACAUCUUUAUUAACCUCUGAGAAACUUACUCAGACUAAUAUUAAACUUAUGUUCAAUGUGUCCGAGACACAAACAGAAUUGUCCUUACUGAAUUCAUUAAAUUGUGAAACGCAAACUGACGUGUCAUUAGAAAAUAUUAUUUCAAAUAAAAAAUCUUUGCAUGAGCGUCGUAAUUCAAUUUCAAUAUUAAAAAAUUAUAUGCACACUGGUUCUCAGUGUUGUCUCUUACCUACUACAAACGAGCCCCUUUUAGACACUAUAAAGAAAUUACCUUUAAAAGUAAAUAAUUGCGUUGAGGAAGGAAUUAAUCCUUCAACGACACUUAAUGACACUCAAGAAAAGACUGAACCGUAUGUGACAAAAAAACACAUAACCACUGAAGGUAAAUUUGAACAAAUUUCUAAUAGAAAUAUCACAUUAGUUGAUGAAAUUAUAGAACAUGAUGAUUUGAAGUCAUGUAUUUCGUUUCCUUUAGAAGCAUCUAAAGAAGGUCGCUACUGA